AUGUCAGAAGCCACUCCCUCCCCCGCACAAGGCGUUGGCCCCAUCUACAGACCCGAUGGCGAAAAGCCCACAGCGACAGUAUCAAAGGACAUAUUUUACGAGAAUGUCCACGUUUUACCUCAGUCCCCUCAGCUGAUCGCUCUUUUGACCAUGAUCAGAGAUAGAAGGACUAGCCGUGCCGAUUUCAUCUUCUACUCGAACAGGAUCAUACGCCUCCUCGUAGAGGAGGGGCUCAAUCACCUGCCAGUGGUUGAACAAUCGGUCACGACACCUGUAGGUCGCGUCUAUCUCGGAGUGCGGUUCGAAGGGAAAAUAUGUGGUGUUUCCAUCAUGAGAGCAGGAGAGGCAAUGGAGCAGGGUUUGAGAGAUUGUUGUCGUUCUGUGCGAAUUGGUAAAAUCCUUAUACAGAGGGACGAGGAAACCUGCAAGCCAAAACUGUUCUAUGAAAAGCUCCCUGGCGACAUCGCAAAUCGAUGGGUUCUUCUUCUUGAUCCUAUGUUUGCAACAGGCAAGGGGCUCGGCAACACUCGCUGUUGAGGUCUUGAAAGCAAAGGGGGUCCCUGAGGACCGCAUUCUGUUUCUUAACCUUAUCGCAAGCCCUUCAGGUGUUGCAGAUUUCGCAGAACGCUUUCCCAAACUCAGGGUAGUGACUGCUUUCAUAGAUCAAGGCCUAGAUGACAAAAAGUGGGUAUCUCACGUUAUUAAAAAGGAAAAGAUAAAAUGA
Aspergillus niger is the source of this 724-nucleotide messenger RNA. RefSeq lists its product as uncharacterized. The transcript has 3 exons. Lineage: Eukaryota; Fungi; Ascomycota; Eurotiomycetes; Eurotiales; Aspergillaceae. The record is from RefSeq and is a predicted model, not a curated record. The annotation marks the transcript as partial.